Messenger RNA from Westerdykella ornata, 1469 nucleotides. RefSeq names its product ribonuclease T2. The transcript has 2 exons. The annotation marks the transcript as partial. Lineage: Eukaryota; Fungi; Ascomycota; Dothideomycetes; Pleosporales; Sporormiaceae. The record is from RefSeq and is a predicted model, not a curated record. Gene Ontology annotation, molecular function: ribonuclease T2 activity; RNA binding. Gene Ontology annotation, cellular component: extracellular region. Gene Ontology annotation, biological process: RNA catabolic process.
CUUGGAACGGACGGUCCUGCUCCAAGCCGGUAGAGAUACAAGAGACUGUCAUACCUCAAACAGUACAGCUAGAGGUCGCUCUGGCAGCGUUCCACAGCGUACUACUCUGUACUUCAGUCCCCAACGAGCAAGACACCAUGCCUCUCCUCCCACCAUCGCUCCCCUCGCUCCGCUCCCUCUCCACCUUGGCCCUCAGCAGCACCGCCUUCCUCUCGCGCACCCCCGAGCAGCACAUCUUCCGCGACUCCUCCCCCCAGAUCCCCUUCGGAAACGCACAGGAAAGUCCCCUCACAGGCCAACAACCCGUUGGCGCCACACAAGCAUGUCCCCACCCGCAACUCAGCUGCCACAACACGACGGUCGUGGAGAAUCUAUGCUGCUUCAACUACCCGGGGGGCCAGAUGCUGCAGACGCAGUUCUGGGAUACGCAUCCGCCGACGGGGCCCGAGGAUAGCUGGACAAUCCACGGGCUGUGGCCCGACCGCUGCGACGGCACCUACGAAGCCAACUGCGACCCUUCCCGCACCUACACCAACAUCACCUCGAUCCUCACCUCGUUCAACCGCAGCACGCUCCUCGCCCAAAUGUCGACGUUCUGGAAAGACAACCGCGGCAACGACGCCACGCUCUGGCAGCACGAGUGGAGCAAACACGGCACCUGCAUCUCGACGCUCGAACCCCACUGCUACCUCCCGCAAGCCUCGUACACGCCGACGCAGGAAGUCGUCGAUUACUUCUCCAAAGCCGUCGAAUUGUUCACCGCGCUCCCCAGUUUCACCUGGUUGGCCGAGGCGGGCAUCACGCCCUCGCAUACACAGACGUAUACGUUUGCGCAGAUCCAGGAGGCGCUGGGACGGAAGAGGGGUGGCGUGCGGGUGACGCUGGGGUGUAAGAACGGGGCAUUGAAUGAGAUUUGGUACCAUUUCAAUAUGCGGGGUUCCGUGCAGGAGGGCGAGUUUGUCCCCGCGGAACCGGAUGGGACCAAGUCUAGUUGUCCGAGGGUGGGGAUACGGUAUCUUCCCAAGGCGAAGACGGGAGGAGGUGGUGGCGGAGGUGGAGGAGGAGGUGGAGAUGGCAAACCCUUCCAGGGUAAAGGCAAUCUGAGAGUCUACGUCGAGGGCGAACCGCACGGCUGUCUCAUUUCGCGCGGCGAGUGGUAUGCAAGCGGUACUUGUGCGGUGUUCACAGCAGAGGCUUUACCUACCUCUUCUUCGCAGUCGUCCUCUUCCGAGUCGUCGUCGUCCGCUUUCACCCUCAGCACCUCCAAGGGCCCCUGCGGCAUCCACGCCGGUGCCCUGGUCUGCGGGCGCAACGUCAUCAAGGCGCCUACGGGCUUCACGCACUCGGAAGAGGGCGAGUUGGCCGUGGGCGGGAGCACAAAGUUUAGUGCCGACAAGAUAGCUCGGGGGUGGGGGAAGGUGAGGGUUUGGGCGGGCGGGGAGCAUAGGGAGGGGGUGAGGGUGAGGUGG